Aphanomyces invadans is the source of this 885-nucleotide messenger RNA. RefSeq lists its product as hypothetical. The coding region runs from base 25 to 489 and encodes 154 amino acids. NCBI's taxonomy places the organism in Eukaryota, Oomycota, Saprolegniomycetes, Saprolegniales, Verrucalvaceae. The transcript has 3 exons. The record is from RefSeq and is a predicted model, not a curated record.
AUCGAUAUAUGAGCUUAACUGUGAAUGUCCCUGGCAGAGCGAAGGGUUCGAACAAGCGAGAUCACGUGCAACUGCGUGAUCCGACGAGGACGCUUGCUGGGAACAAGGCUGCACACGCGACGUAAGUACACUGCAAUAGCUUCGAAGGACCGUAAUACUUGCUCCUCCGUAGGGCUCUCAGGCAAGGGCUCACCAGCAUCCAGGGAAGCGCGCUCAAAACGGCACAUGGCGAACUUCCAUUCCGAGAGCAGUUUGCGCUGCUUUCGGGUGGCCAGGUCAAGAGUCUCCAUGCCGUGGCAGCAUCAGCGGCAGGAAACUCAAAAUUCUGCGGCAGUUGGGACAACCUGCCACCCCACGUGUACAAUCGUCGCGUUGCUGACGGCUCUGCAUGAUGGCGCCGCAUUCCUGCCAAACUCUAGUGAAUUGCCGUCAUAUCAAUUCAAAUUUCUACUACCUUGGAACAAGUCCUUCAUAUCUACGUCGUAUUGAGGAGGGACGGGAAUGCUUUGUUGCUUGUAGAGAUCUCUGAUAGCCGAACGGUAGCUUGCAAGUGUACUUGGCUUGUUCGACGUGUUUCGAUACAUCCACUCGAUAAACGUCAAAAACUGUUCGUACUGAAAUACGUGCAGAUCAAUGUUGCCAUCGGCCAGUAACAUGGACGCGUCGCCGUGGCUCAAGAUCCACUUCUUGAUCUGGUUGAGGCCGCUCCUGUACCCAGCCUUGGUGGACUUGGACACGCGCAUGUCCCGAAUGUCCUCCAGGGUCGAAGAUUGGCGCACAGUGUUGGACAUUUUUCACAAAGAUUUGUGACAUUAUCGCCCAAUCUUACGCGACCUUUUGCUGGAGGAUGGAUCGUCCUACAAAUUCGAUUCCUUCAGAGCCAAC